Molecule: messenger RNA, 1668 nt
Organism: Alosa sapidissima (American shad)
Lineage: Eukaryota; Metazoa; Chordata; Actinopteri; Clupeiformes; Clupeidae
Gene: barx1
Product: BARX homeobox 1
Exons: 6
Coding region: 539-1282 (247 amino acids)
Biological process (GO): regulation of transcription by RNA polymerase II
Cellular component (GO): nucleus
Molecular function (GO): RNA polymerase II transcription regulatory region sequence-specific DNA binding; DNA-binding transcription factor activity, RNA polymerase II-specific
Source: RefSeq, a predicted model, not a curated record
ACAUUUAUUGAUGUUUAAAAUAUUUUGAUGUAAAAGUAUGAUUGUUUUUAAUGCAGUCACAUCCUCAUUCAGCACCUGGUGCACUUACACGUUGCACUUUGAAGUCUGUUGUACUUCGGGCUUAGAUGCUGUUGCCCCCUCUUCGAUGUCCUCGUCAGAGCUUUCAAGAUCCCAGCUCAAGCUGUCUUCGGAAUCGUUACUGGGAUCCUGCUCAAGGAACAAGGUUUUUGCCAGGAUCAAAUCUAAACUUCGGUCGCUCCUCCUCUCCCUCCCUCCCUCUCGCCUUCUGGGAGACGAUGAGGAUGCGGCGGUACCCACCUGGCUCCAUCUCCGUGCUGGGCUCCACAGGACUGGGGGACGUGGCCCCAUUCGCCUGAGAGACUUCUGCAACAUCAUUCAACAGCUUUUUCGAAAGUGAGGAUAAGUUGCCAGAUGUGGGAAUAACCAUCGAACAUCGUUGGGAAAAAGUUGUGUUUAACUCCCGCGUGUUUGAUUUGAAAUUGUUCCUUGGAACUGUUACUUCAACUGUUUACAAACUAUGCAGCAUCAUUUGGAACUAGGAGGACAUUAUUAUCCUCCGGAAGCACAUCCCGACCACAGAUCCCACCGCUACAGGAGUUUCAUGAUCGAAGAAAUUUUGACGGACCACCCUGACCACAAAGUGGCCGCGCCGGCUGGAGAGCUCCUCAAAUUUGGAGUACAAGCUCUUCUUUCUGCACGGCCAUACCACAAUCAUUUAGUCUUGAAGGCAGACCAGGCCGGUAUCCUGAAGUUCCCAAUGUCACCCCUAUCGUGUUCGCUAGGAGCGCCGCUGGGAUCCGCACUGCUUUCCGGCGCUGGCCUGCAGGUUGGUUCGGCCUCACAUCAUUUGCCUCUGGAUCUCCAUCUGCGCAGUAAACUUGAUCCCGGCGGGGAUGGCGUGAGCAAGACAAAGAAAGGAAGGCGAAGUCGAACAGUUUUUACUGAACUCCAGCUCAUGGGCUUGGAAAAAAGAUUUGAGAAGCAAAAAUAUCUCUCCACACCAGACAGAAUAGACCUGGCUGAAUCACUAGGCCUAAGUCAACUUCAAGUUAAAACGUGGUAUCAAAACAGAAGAAUGAAAUGGAAGAAAAUAGUUUUACAAGGAGGAGGACUGGAGUCUCCGACCAAACCGAAAGGCCGGCCGAAGAAGAACUCCAUCCCAACAAGUGAACAACUCUCGGAGCAGGAAAAGUCUCGGGAAACGGACCGACUAUCUGACAGUUCCUCCUCGACACGCUCGGAUUCUAAUCAAGAAGAGUAAAUGACUCUAAUAUUGUGUAGACGAGAACUUUCUGUCAACUGCCAAUCUACGCACUACCGCCCCCAAAGAGGCCUGUCACCUCUGGAUGCUCUCCCGCAGUUGGCCGUUGGCACCUCGGACAUGCGAGUUACAUUCUUGGAGACUUGGAGGUCUGCUUAUGUUAUAAUUUUGCCUCUACGAUUCCUUUUCCCACCGAGUGUUCUUCCUCCAGCGUCAUGGUGAACAGACACUCCCGCAUGCCUUGUCUGAAAGGAGGGAGCAAAACUGGUCAGUACAGAUGAACUUUUUGUAUUGGAGAACACUCAUCCACACUCAUUGUGCAUAUAACUAAGCUGAAAUGUUAUCUUAACAGUAUGAUUUGAUGCAAUUAAAUAUGUUUUUUCACA